Mycotypha africana is the source of this 1223-nucleotide messenger RNA. RefSeq lists its product as uncharacterized. The record is from RefSeq and is a predicted model, not a curated record. The transcript has 2 exons. The coding region runs from base 162 to 1223 and encodes 353 amino acids. Lineage: Eukaryota; Fungi; Mucoromycota; Mucoromycetes; Mucorales; Mycotyphaceae. Gene Ontology annotation, molecular function: RNA polymerase II cis-regulatory region sequence-specific DNA binding; DNA-binding transcription factor activity, RNA polymerase II-specific. Gene Ontology annotation, biological process: anatomical structure morphogenesis; regulation of DNA-templated transcription; cell differentiation.
GUAUAAUGAAAAUUGAAUUUUCCCAAUAAUAGGUUAUAACCGAAUGCAUGUAAUAAAAUAGCCUUUACGGAUUGAUCCAUGGCCUGUACAAAAAGGGUAGUCUCUUUCUUCUUCUGUUUCUUUCUUUUGAUUUAACUUCAGUUUGACCAACAUCUAUACUUAUGAGCUAUCGUGCUGCUAUUUCUUCUCCAACGCCUGUUGACACUGAUGCCCAUAUAGAAACCAGGAUUCCUCGACCGUUGAACUGCUUUAUGCUAUUUCGUUUGGAAAAACAACGUGAAAUAGCAAAGAGAUGCCCGGGUGCUAAUCACAGAGAUAUAUCCAAAAUAACUUCCAAAUGGUGGAAGGAAUUGAGCAAGGAGGAUAAAUUGCCGUACGUUCUGGAGUCAAAACGGCUGAAGGAUAUCCAUCAGAGGAUGUAUCCUGGUUACAAAUUUCGUCCCAGAAAGAGAACAACUGAAAAGAGAGCUUACAAAACGCAGCGAAGUCAGCCUGACGGGUUUGUAGCUGUUGGAUUUGAAAAUAGAAGAAAAUUGCUUGCUAUUUACAGAGGUGAAGGCCGUGAAUAUGAUGCCUACAAUUCUCCUGCUUCUGUUGAUGGCAUAUCAUCGCUAGCAUCGGAUAGUACUUUAGGCACAGAUAAGAAGAACAAUUUAGAUAUCGAGCAAAGGCCUUCGAAAUUCAUAUCAAACAGCCCAACUGUUACAAAGAAUAAGAGGUCAUUUCCAGUAAAAAGAAGCAAAUCUGUCGACAGCAUGCCACACAAAACAAUGAUAGGUGAAGAUCGCAAUAAAAAGUCCGUAAGAAGUCGCACUAUAUCGGUAGAGACUGUGAGUAUUCGGUCGACAUCACCCAAAUUAGCUGCUCAGCCAUCUCCACGACAAAUGUCACCCACUUCAUUGCAGACGUACGUCCCUACAACCACUGCUCCAGCUUCUUCUUCGUUUUUAAAUGGCCAUUAUGUUGUUGUAUCAGAUUUGCCACCGCCACCUUGUCACAUAUAUUCUUUUCCAAUGAGUACUGUUGUCCCUACUGCAGCUGACGGAUCCUGUGUAAAUUAUAACCUAUCCCGCAGCUACUACAAUCCCGAAGUUUACCCUUAUAUCGUCAGUGGUAGUACUACUGCUAUAUUACAACAUUACCCUCCCUAUCCUCCGGCAGCAAAUACUUAUUUUGGAUAUUAUCCAAGUUAUCCUUAUUCAUAUGGCCAGCACUAUUCUUGA